Molecule: messenger RNA, 1832 nt
Organism: Phycodurus eques (leafy seadragon)
Lineage: Eukaryota; Metazoa; Chordata; Actinopteri; Syngnathiformes; Syngnathidae
Gene: fkbp9
Product: FKBP prolyl isomerase 9
Exons: 9
Coding region: 108-1808 (566 amino acids)
Molecular function (GO): calcium ion binding; peptidyl-prolyl cis-trans isomerase activity
Source: RefSeq, a predicted model, not a curated record
CAGGGACCGGGAAGAGAGAGCUUUCGGUCCAACUCGGCGAAGACUGCAAGGAAGGAAGGAAGGAAGUUUCACCAGCUCCUCAAAGUCGAUCCACACGCAGAAAAAAAAUGCAGCGAGCCGCUGACGGGUUCGGAUGUCUGGCGGUUUUGGUGGCGCUCGCCGCCUGCAGCGCGCCCCUGGUUCCGUUAGACGACAUUGUGAUCGAGAAGACUUUCGUGCCCGAGAAGUGCGCGCGCGCCGUCAACCCGGGCGACUACGUCCGGUACCACUACAACGGCAUGUUCCCGGACGGCAAGAAGUUCGACUCCAGUUACGACCGCGGCAGCACCUACAACGUUUUCGUGGGCAAGGGGCAGCUGAUCCAGGGCAUGGACAAAGCUCUGGCGGGCAUGUGCGUAAACGAGAGGCGGCUGGUCAAAAUCCCGCCGCACCUCGCCUACGGGAAGAAGGGAUACGGCGACAUGAUCCCGGCGGACGCCAUCCUCCAUUUCGACGUGCUGCUGCUGGACGUGUGGAACUCUGAGGACGGCGUGCAGAUCGACACCUACCGCACCCCCGCCGUCUGCGCCCGCAAGGUGGAGGUGUCCGACUACGUGCGCUACCACUACAACGGCACGCUGCUCGACGGGACGCUUUUUGACUCCAGCCACACCCGCAUGCGGACGUACGACACCUACGUGGGCAUCGGCUGGCUGAUCGCCGGCAUGGAUCAGGGCCUGCUGGGGAUGUGCGUAGGCGAGGGGCGCGUCAUCACCAUGCCGCCAUCGCUCGCGUACGGAGAGAACGGAGACGGUAGCGACAUCCCGGGUCAGGCGUCCCUGGUGUUUGACGUGGUCCUGCUGGACCUGCACAACCCCAGUGAUGGCAUCGCCAUCACCAACCGGCAAGUGCCCGAGCCGUGCCCCCGCAAGUCGGUGGAGGGAGACUUUGUGCGCUACCACUACAACGGAAGCCUCCUCGACGGCACCUUCUUCGACUCCAGCUACUCUCGUAACCGCACAUACGACACCUACGUGGGUCGUGGCUACGUGAUCGCCGGCAUGGACGAGGGUCUGCUCGACGUGUGCAUGGGUGAGCGGCGCACCAUCACCGUCCCGCCGCACCUGGCCUACGGCGAGGAGGGCACCGGCUCCAAGAUCCCGGGCUCGGCCGUGCUGGUUUUCGACGUGCACAUAAUCGACUUCCACAACCCGUCGGACGGCGCCGCCGUGACGGUCGCCAGCAAGCCGGACGCCUGCGACAAGCUGACCAAGAAGGGCGACUUUGUCAAGUAUCACUACAAUGCCACGCUCAUGGACGGCAGCCCCAUCGACUCCACGUACAACUACGGGAAGACGUACAACAUCGUACUGGGUGCCAACCAGGUGGUGCCCGGGAUGGAAGAGGGGCUGCUGGGAAUGUGCGUGGGCGAGCGCAGGCACCUCAUCGUCCCCCCGCACCUCGGAUACGGAGAACAAGGAGUCGUUGACGAGGUUCCGGGAAGUGCGGUUCUGGUGUUCGACGUUGAGUUGAUAGAAAUGGAGGACGGACUCCCCGAAGGCUACAUGUUCAUCUGGAACGAGGAGGUGGGCGACGACCUCUUCACCGAGAUGGACAAGGACAAGAACGAGCAGGUGGAACCUUCCGAGUUCAGCGACUACAUCCUGCGGCAGGUGAAUGAAGGCAAAGGCCGCCUGGCGCCCGGUUUUGACCCGCAGCGCAUCAUUGACAACAUGUUCAACAACCAGGACCGCGACGGCGACGGCAAGAUCACCGCCGCCGAGUUCAGGCUCAAAGCCGACGAAGCUGCCGGGCAUGACGAGCUAUGACGGGACUCGGAGAGACCAGGAGAC